Molecule: messenger RNA, 2466 nt
Organism: Syngnathus acus (greater pipefish)
Lineage: Eukaryota; Metazoa; Chordata; Actinopteri; Syngnathiformes; Syngnathidae
Product: shaker-related potassium channel tsha2-like
Exons: 1
Coding region: 278-1654 (458 amino acids)
Biological process (GO): protein homooligomerization; potassium ion transmembrane transport
Cellular component (GO): voltage-gated potassium channel complex; membrane
Molecular function (GO): protein binding; delayed rectifier potassium channel activity
Source: RefSeq, a predicted model, not a curated record
GGCCGUGCGCUUUCAAAUGGUUAUGAAUAUGAUAGCCACCUCCGCCCAUUCGCAACGGGUCGAUCCGUCUCGCACGGCCAGGCUCUAAUCUGACAAAGGGACCGUGUAAAUCAAGCAAAAGGGCUACGGGCGACCGGGUCCUUUCAGGGGGCGGGGGGGGUGGGGGGUUGGGAUUUCCUCCAGGAAUCCAGGACCUGCCGCAAACGUGACAAUCUGCAUGAGAAAGGACACUUGAGAGGUGAGUGGCAACCCUUGAACCCUUGGGAGGGGUGAAAAGAUGACCGUGGUGUCCCAGGAGAACCGCGACGAGACGGCGGCGGUCACUCCCUUGUUGGAGGAGCAGGAGUGUAGCGAGAGGGUGGUCAUCAACAUCUCGGGCCUGCGCUUCGAAACCCAAGUCAAAACCCUCUCGCGCUUCCCCAGCACGCUCUUGGGGGAUCCCCGCAAAAGGAUGCGCUUCUUCGACCCGCUGAGGAACGAGUACUUCUUCGACAGGAACCGGCCCAGCUUUGACGCCAUUCUGUACUACUACCAGUCCGGGGGGAGGCUGCGCAGACCGGUGAGCGUCCCCGUGGAUAUUUUCCUAGAGGAGAUCAAGUUCUACGAGUUUGACGAGGAGACGAUCGAGCUUUUUCGAGACGACGAGGGUCUGAGCAGGGAGGAGGACCGACCUCUGCCGAACAACGAGUUCCAGAGACAACUCUGGCUCCUGUUUGAGUAUCCGGAAAGUUCCGGGCCCGCUCGCAUCAUCGCCAUCGUCUCCGUGAUGGUCAUUCUGAUAUCCAUCAUCAUUUUCUGCUUGGAGACGUUGCCCGAGUUUCGCGAGGUCCCCGCGUCGGGGCAGGAGCUCCACGUCAACGGCAGCGGCCACGGCAAGGUGAGGAGUCCCUUCACGGACCCCUUCUUCAUGGUGGAAACGCUCUGCAUUGUGUGGUUCUCCUUUGAGUUCACCAUGAGGUUCCUGUCCUGCCCCAGCAAGGCGGCAUUCUUCAAGAACAUCAUGAACAUCAUAGACGUGGUGGCCAUCGCGCCGUACUUCAUCACCCUGGGAUUGGACUUGGCCGAGCACCAGGGCAGCAGCCAGCAGGCCGCCUCGCUGGCCAUCCUGAGGGUCAUCCGUCUAGUCCGCGUUUUUCGGAUUUUCAAGCUCUCCAGACACUCCAAGGGUCUUCAGAUCCUCGGGCAGACCCUGCACGCCAGCCUCAGGGAGCUGGGCCUCUUGAUUUUCUUCCUCAUCAUCGGGGUGGUCCUAUUCUCCAGUUCGGUGUAUUUUGCCGAAGCCGAGGACCCCGAAUCCGGCUUCUCCAGUAUCCCCGACGCCUUCUGGUGGGCGGUGGUGACUAUGACCACGGUGGGCUACGGAGAUAUGUGCCCCAGCACCAUCGGGGGCAAGUUUGUAGGAUCCUUGUGCGCCAUCGCCGGAGUGCUGACCAUCGCUCUACCCGUGCCCGUCAUCGUGUCCAACUUCAACUACUUCUACCACAGAGAGAACGACGAGGAGGAUCGCUUGCAGUUCGUGCACGUGACCUGCGGACAGCCGCAGACGUCGUCCGGGGACGAGCGCUCCCUGUCCAAGACCGAGUCCUACCGGGAGGAUGACUCGGAGAGCUUGACCCAAAUCCAAAUCUACACCGGGAAGCUGACUGACGUAUGAUAAGAACGGGCGGUGAGUCAAGUACCGGGCCCUUCUCUGCCAGACUCGCAUGGUUUCGGACCAUGUUCCGGGUUUGCUGUUGAUUCUCUUUCAGGGAACGUCCACAAAUGACAGACUGGCAAUGGUCAACUGUCCAAUCCCAGGCUACAAAACAGGUCUAAAAUUAGCCACGGUAUUGCCGGACGGUGUCAAAUUUUGAACAUACAAGAGGCGUAUUCUGACUGAAAUGAGUGAGGUUGUGUGCCUAGCUGCCAGUGUGGUCGUCAAAAAAGCGCCAAACCACUGUUGCCAACUGCAGAUGACUAAGAUGGCUUCCGAGUCCGUUUUGGAGCGUGUUCCAGUCGCUACAUAUUAGGGACAUUAGUGUGGGAAGAGCGCCUCCCUGUGGAUACCUGCACUUUUGCAGUGUACGCUUCAGACGAACCAUGUCCACCGACAUAUUUUGUUGUCUGUUGAGGAGCUAGCUGAAUUCUUUGCUUUCCUUCCAGGCGUCAGAAGACGCUGACGCUUGUCGUGUCAUCAUUAGCGGCAACAGCGACAAGACUUUUUCUUGUGAACCACGGAGGCCUCUCACAGGAAGUACAAUUCGAAACAUUUGCCUCAACGGACGAUGAAAACGCUUUGGAGUAAAAGACUAUUUUUCUACUUUUCACCACAAACUCUUUCAAACAAAUGAGAACUUUCACUGCACCUUGUUUCGGACAGCCAUUGAAAAUGGCACGGUAUAUCGGUAGUAUUUAUUUUUCUAACCUGUAUGUGAACUUAAUUUAAUCUUGUUUUUUUGUUAAAGAAAUAAAUGCAAAGCAAUCAGG